UCUCGUCUUUUUUUAAACUUCCUGUCAGUUUGAGCCCCUGACGGAGGAAACCACUCUCCAGUGCUGCUGUUGAACCGGUGACCUAAUGAUCCGCUCAGCGUCUCUGUUGCAUCUCAGGUGGAAGAUCAACGCGUUUGUGAACCGCAGCUGGAAAAGCUGUGAGUGUGUCUCAAAUGUCCGCAGCAGUGACUCCCUCCAGUCCUUCCAGCCUCGCGGCGCAGGCCGUGGUCCGCUUCCAGCUGGGUCUGUUCAGGGAGGUGGUUCGAGUCCCGGCCGGGAACCUAAGCUACCGCUAUGCUAAGAGACUGGCUGCUGAGGUCAUCGAGCGCAAGGCUCCUGACUGUAGUGUGGUGGGUGCCGGCGAGAAGCUCCUCCUCUUCAGACAUCAGCCCGCUUCUGAGCAGCUGCUGCAGCGCCUGACGGACGACGACGCACUGCAGGACGGAGACUUCAUCGAGGUCAUCGUCGCAGGGUCGGCCUCUGUGACGGAGGUGCGCAUGCGUCCUCACUCUCUGGUCGUCCACUCGUACCGGACGCCGACGUUCUGUCACCACUGUGGAGAAAUGCUGUGGGGCCUCGUCAGACAAGGGCUCAAAUGUGAUGGUUGUGGGUUAGAUUUCCACAAACGUUGUGCCUUCCUGUUGCCAAACGACUGCAGUCGAGCUCGUCGUCAGGUCAGCACCAGCUUCUCUCUGUUUCCUCCCCGGCGACCACGAGCUCUCUCUCUCUCCACUCAGGCCGGAGGAAGUCUGGAAGAGAUCAGCAUGUCCAAGCCCUCGUCCAGACCUGUGUCGUGGGCGGAGCCACCGGUGUGGCUGGGCGUCGGCCGCGGCGACUGGAACAGGCCUAGGGUUCCUCACACCUUCCACAUCCACAGCUACACCAAGCCCACGAUGUGUCAGCACUGUCACCGGCUGCUCAAAGGCCUCUUCAGACAGGGACUGCAGUGCUCGGACUGCAGGUUUAACUGCCAUCACCGCUGCAGAACCUCCGUGGCCAGAGACUGUCCAGGAGAGAGGAGAGGCGUGAACGGGAAAGAAUCCUCAGCAGCCAGUCAGAGCUCCGAGAACCUCGAGGACAACGAUUCGGAGCUGACCAGUAUGACGUCCCUGUCCGACUGCGACGAUGAAGACAUGUCCACUGACUCACUCUCUGAGAUGAAGGACGACGAUGGCGACGACGAGGAGCAGCGUGAGCCAAUGAGUCCGUGUUUCAGCAGCAACAUCCCACUGAUGAGACUCGUCCAGUCGGUGCAUCACACCAAGAGGCGAGGGGGCGGAGUCCUGAGAGAGGGAUGGCUGCUGCAUCACACCAACACUGACCCACUGAGGAAACGUCAUUACUGGAUCGUGGACUGGAAGAGCAUCACUCUGUACCAGAACGAGAGCAGCACCAAGUACUACAAGGAGAUCCCGCUGUGUGAGGUGCUGCAGGUGCGAGGCCCCGCCCACCUCUGCGUGCCCGUGUUGCCGUGCAACUGUGCCCACUCCUUUGAGGUGGUGACGUCAUCGCUGGUGUUCUGUGUGUCAGACGACGACAGCGGCGGAGGAGCGCCGCUGUGGCAGAGCGCCAUCCGCCAGGGUCUGAUGCCUGUGGAGAGCAACGGACGAGGAGGAGGAGGAGGAGUUGAGGAAGAGGAGCAUGAUUCAAGUUCACACACAGACAGUCCGGAUAUUAGCUCCGUGUAUCAGAUCUUCACAGACGAGGUUCUGGGUUCAGGACAGUUUGGAGUCGUGUACAGAGGGACUCACAGGAAGUCUGGUCGACUCGUCGCCAUCAAAGUCAUCGACAAGACACGUUUUCCCACCAAUCAAGAACAACAGCUGAGGAACGAAGCCUCCAUUUUACAGGCCCUGUCCCACCCGGGCGUGGUUCUGUUGGAGGGGAUGUUCGAGACGGUCCAGCACGUCUUUGUCGUCAUGGAGAAGCUCCACGGAGACAUGCUGGAGAUGAUUCUGUCCAGUGAGAAAGGACGACUCCCCGAACGCACCACUCGCUUCCUGGUCACGCAGAUAUUGGAGGCGCUGCGUUACCUGCACUUCAAACACAUCGCUCACUGUGACCUCAAACCUGAGAACGUUCUCCUGACCUCGGCCGACGCUUUCCCUCAGGUGAAACUGUGCGACUUCGGCUUCGCCCGCAUCAUCGGCGAGAAGUCGUUCCGCCGCUCAGUGGUGGGGACGCCGGCGUACCUGGCCCCGGAGGUGAUCAGCAGCUGCGGCUACAACCGCUCCCUGGACAUGUGGUCGGUGGGCGUGAUCAUGUACGUGAGCCUGAGCGGGACGUUCCCCUUCAACGAGGACGAGGACAUCAGGCAGCAGAUCACCAACGCCGCCUUCAUGUACCCGCGGCAAACCUGGGCCUCCGUCUCACUGCAGGCCGUGAGUCUCAUCAAUAACCUGCUGCAGGUGUCGCUGAGGAGACGCUUCAGUGUGGGCAAAGCUCUGGCUCAUCCUUGGCUGCAGGACUUCCAGCUGUGGUGUGACCUGCGUGAGUUUGAACAGAGGAUGGGCCGCAGGUACCUGACGCACCUUGGGGACGAAGAGCGCUGGACACGCUACGCCCGAGAGAAAGGCCUGGACUUCCCGUCCCACCUCUGCUGGAACCCUAACUACCAAGUGGACACAUGACCCCCUUGCUGGGGUUAAAGGUCAGAGAGUUUUUUGGUCU
This is a messenger RNA of Solea senegalensis (Senegalese sole), 2670 nucleotides long. RefSeq names its product protein kinase D4 (gene prkd4). Gene Ontology annotation, molecular function: protein serine/threonine kinase activity; ATP binding. Gene Ontology annotation, biological process: protein phosphorylation. The record is from RefSeq and is a predicted model, not a curated record. Lineage: Eukaryota; Metazoa; Chordata; Actinopteri; Pleuronectiformes; Soleidae. The transcript is spliced from 19 exons. Bases 174 to 2630 code for a protein of 818 amino acids.